Messenger RNA from Ostrinia furnacalis (Asian corn borer), 1569 nucleotides. RefSeq lists its product as uncharacterized. The coding region runs from base 100 to 891 and encodes 263 amino acids. The transcript has 3 exons. The record is from RefSeq and is a predicted model, not a curated record. Lineage: Eukaryota; Metazoa; Arthropoda; Insecta; Lepidoptera; Crambidae. Gene Ontology annotation, molecular function: transmembrane monodehydroascorbate reductase activity.
CUCCACCGACGAAACUUGAGUUUAGUCGACGUAGAUCCAUGUGACCGUGUGUCAGACAGCCCAAAAACGGUUCGUGGGGUCUAUAACGUGAGCUCAAAAAUGGAUAGACCUAGCACGAGUCAUCAGUCCGUGGAAAAAAUCGAGGUCUUCGAAGUGAGGGAACAUGUGCCGUAUCAACAAGCGGAAGUGACGCGUGCGCCGACCGUUUACGAUGAAGAGAGUGGUGCCAUGUAUAAUGGGAGCUGGGACUCCGCUUGGAACGCGAUAUGCCAGCUCUUCAACUUGCUGCACCACAUGAUGGUGGCGAUCGUGGUGUUCGUGCUCUGGCACUUCGCUUUGACGUCGGAAUCUAACGGAGGGAUCACCAACUUGUCGCUGCACAUCGUAUUUGCGGGCACUGGUUACCAACUCUUCCUAGUGGAGGCAGUUCUGACGCUGAACAAGCACAACUCCUGGUCAGUCCACAUGUCGGAGGAUGGGAAGCGGAUCGUGCACGGGUGUCUGCAGCUGAUCGGGUCUAUAUUCGUCAUCGCCGGCACUUUCUUGGGCUUGGCUAGGGUUGACAUGGCUGUCACCACCGCUCAUGGCAUUUGUGGAGUGAUCGCGCUAGCAUUCUCAAUGGUGAGCUUCGUAUCCGGCAUCAUAGCGCUAUUCUCUGCCAAGGUGCGUCUGAACAUCAAGAGUAAACCCAUGAGGAUCUUCCACAUAGGCUUCGGCCUCAUCGCAUUAGCCAUGGGCCUCGUUACCAUGACAAUGGGCUUCAAUAUGGACUACUUCAAGGCUUCUAGGGAAAGCCUGUCCAUUGCUCUCAUGGUGUUUGUUCCUACCAUCCUAGUGUACACGAUGUUCCAGCCGAUUAUAGAUAUUAUUAAGAUGGUGAGGAACUUGUGACUAACUAAGACCGUCGAAGGUUCGACCAAUGGCGACAGUACUGCCUAAUUUUGUUUUAUGAAUAGGUUUAAGGUGUCCACUCUUCUGAAAAUAAAUAAUGCAGUUGGUCAUAAGAACUCAAUCAAUCAAGUUUAAAAUGUUUGGCUAUUCAUUUUCCAAAGUAAAUAAGUAUACCUACUUAUAAAUAGAGACAGGUAUGAUUUAUCAUAUCUGUCUCUGAACUUGAAUUUAAUACCUAUGGAUAGACCGACCUGCUUUUGUUAAUUAUUAUUUUAAUAAGAAUUAUUUUGAGUAAGUGGACAGUUAGUUUUAAUGAUAUUUUAAGUUAUUGUUUUUUAAUUUGCAUAAUAAAUAACCAAGAUAACACAUAAAAAUUAUGAGUGAGUGAGAAUAAAAUAUUUGUUGAUGAGAAAUAAUAUCAAAAUUUUACGCGUAACUAUCUUGUUACAUACAAAAAUUUUAUGUUGCGAACAGUAGGUAUUUUGGAUCACUAUAAAAAUUAUUAUUAUCAUUUAAAAAUUGUUAAACUCAGCUCUUUUCACGUAACGUUUUAACUCAUUGCUAAGCUUAUGUACAUAUUUAUGUCUUACUUGUAUUGUUAUGCUAGUAUAAUAAUAUGAAGUAGUUUGUUAGUGGUCUAAUGCCUUUGAGUGUGUGUUUUUGAAUACAUGUUUUUUU